GCGGUGCCGCUGCAGCAGCCGCUUGGCGCCGCGCUCGUUCCGCGCCGCGGCCGCCCUGACAGGAGGAGGCGGCGGCCGGGCUGGUCCCUCCGCUCCGUGCCGAGGAGGCGUCGCCGGCCCGGCUCUCCGUGACUCACCCCGGCCAUGGCCGGCUGCGCGCCGCGGGGGCCCCCGCUCCGCUGCCGCUGAGGAGCAGCCGCCGCCAUGAAGAAGGGCCGCUGCCGGGGGGACAAAGCGGGGCCCCCGCCGCCCCCCAGGAGGGAGCCCGGCCGGGCGGCCGCCGCCGAGAGGAGAGCUGCCCCCGCGGCGGGCGGCAGGAGGGAGCCGCAGGACGCCGGGGCCCCGGGCGCCGACUGCAGGGCGGAGAAGGAUGUGGUAACAGAAUCCACUCCAUUACGGUGCAGAAAGCUCAGUAACCCUGACAUCUUUUCAUCUACUGGGAAAACUAAACUCCAUCGUCAGCUAAGUCAAGAUGACUGCAAACUGCGUAGGGGUAGCCUGGCCAGCUCUCUGUCAGGAAAGCAACUGCUUCCCUUAUCCAGCAGUGUGCACAGUGGAGUGGGACAAUCAACAUGGCAGCCAGCUGGAGAAACCUCAAACCUGGUCCGUAUGAGAAACCAGUCUCUAGGACAGUCUGCUCCUUCUCUUACUGCUGGCUUGAAGGAACUCAGUCUCCCUAGAAGAGGAAGCUUAAUCUCCUCUCCUUUGUACUCCCACUGCCGAGGAAGUGAUGUUCAUCAGCACAUGUUCUCCCCUACAUCUGCUCCAGGUCUACAACACCUUAAAAUCCCAUUUAGUGCGGAUUCUGCUCUCGCUACUUCUCCUUUAGUCUUUUACCUGAACCCACAACCCCAGAGCAACCCUGCUAGUCCCUGCUACAGCAAUCCGCUACAGUGGAGUUGUCGGACGAGCAACAGGAAGAGCCUGAUUGUAACAUCCAGCACAUCUCCAACACUCCCACGACCACACUCCCCGCUCCAUGGACAUACAGGCAGCAGUCCUUUGGACAGUCCCAGGAAUUUCUCUCCCAACGCACCUGCUCAUUUUUCCUUUGUUCCUGCCCGUAGCCAUGGACACAGAGCAGACAGAACGGAUGGGCGCCGCUGGUCCCUGGCCUCUCUUCCUUCAUCUGGAUAUGGAACAAACACUCCCAGUUCAACAGUUUCAUCAUCAUGCUCAUCCCAGGAGAAGCUGCACCAGCUGCCCUUUCAGCCAACGGCAGAUGAACUUCAUUUCCUGACAAAGCAUUUCAGCACUGAGAGCAUCACUGACGAGGAAGGACGUCAUUCUCCAGCCAUGCGGCCACGAUCCCGCAGUCUCAGUCCUGGUCGUUCCCCGAUUUCCUUUGACAGCGAAAUAGUAAUGAUGAAUCAUGUGUACAAAGAAAGGUUUCCGAAGGCCACAGCACAGAUGGAGGAACGGCUGGCUGAGUUUAUUGCUUCUAAUGCUCCAGAGAACGUGCUGCAAUUAGCAGAUGGGGUCCUAAGCUUCAUUUAUCAUCAGGUUAUUGAGCUGUCCAGAGACUGCCUGGAUAAAUCACGUGAAGGACUUAUUACUUCCCGGUACUUUUAUGAGCUGCAGGAGAACUUAGAAAAACUCCUACAGGAUGCCCACGAGCGAUCAGAGAGCUCAGAGGUGGCUUUUGUUACCCAGCUUGUGAAAAAGCUGAUGAUCAUCAUUGCACGACCGGCUCGACUGCUUGAGUGCCUGGAGUUUGAUCCCGAAGAGUUCUACCAUCUGUUAGAAGCUGCCGAAGGUCAUGCCAAGGAAGGGCAAGGAAUUAAAUGCGACAUUCCUCGUUACAUUAUCAGCCAGCUGGGCCUUACCCGGGAUCCCCUGGAGGAAAUGGCCCAGCUGAAUAGCUAUGACAGUCCAGACACUCCAGAAACAGAUGAUUCAGUUGAGAGUCGCGGGGUCCCUGCGCAGUCAAAGAAAGCUCCCUCUGAAGAGGACUUUGAAAACAUUAAGCUAAUCAGCAACGGGGCUUAUGGGGCUGUGUAUUUGGUGCGGCACAAGACUACCCGCCAGCGCUUUGCCAUGAAGAAGAUCAACAAACAGAACCUAAUUUUGAGAAACCAGAUCCAGCAGGCCUUUGUGGAGAGAGACAUCCUGACCUUUGCUGAGAACCCCUUUGUAGUCAGUAUGUUCUGCUCCUUCGAGACCAAACGCCACCUCUGCAUGGUUAUGGAGUAUGUGGAAGGAGGAGAUUGUGCCACACUCCUAAAGAAUAUUGGAGCCCUACCAGUUGAUAUGGCCAGGAUGUAUUUUGCCGAGACAGUGCUGGCACUGGAGUACCUACACAAUUAUGGCAUUGUCCACCGUGACCUAAAACCUGACAAUCUUCUGAUAACAUCCAUGGGUCACAUUAAACUAACAGAUUUUGGACUCUCUAAAAUUGGGCUGAUGAGUCUCACAACUAAUCUGUAUGAGGGACACAUUGAGAAAGAUGCAAGAGAGUUCCUGGAUAAGCAGGUAUGUGGGACUCCAGAAUACAUUGCCCCGGAAGUGAUCUUGCGACAGGGCUAUGGAAAGCCUGUGGAUUGGUGGGCCAUGGGAGUUAUCCUGUAUGAGUUUUUAGUUGGCUCUGUCCCUUUCUUUGGUGACACACCAGAAGAACUGUUUGGACAAGUGAUCAGUGAUGAAAUUGCCUGGCCAGAAGGGGAUGAAGCAUUACCACCAGAUGCACAGGACCUCACAUCUAAACUUCUCUGUCAAAACCCUCUGGAAAGACUGGGAACAGGUAGUGCCUUUGAGGUGAAACAGCACCGGUUCUUUAAAGAUCUGGACUGGAAUGGAUUACUUCGACAGAAAGCAGAAUUUAUUCCACAGCUGGAAUCUGAGGAUGACACUAGCUACUUUGACACUCGUUCUGAACGGUACCAGCACCUAGAUUCAGAAGAAGAUGAAGACACAAAUGAUGAUGAUCAUGUAGAAAUUAGGCAGUUCUCAUCUUGCUCACCACGGUUCAGUAAGGUGUACAGCAGUAUGGAACGUCUCUCCAUCCACGAAGAGAGGAAAACACCACCAACUAAGCGCAGUCUCAGUGAGGAAAAAGAUGAUCGGCUAGACAGCCUCGGUGGUCUGAAAAGUCGGGAUCGCAGCUGGGUGAUUGGCUCUCCUGAAAUACUGCGUAAGCGCUUGUCCGUGUCUGAAUCCUCACACACAGAGAGCGACUCCAGUCCGCCUCUUACUGUUCGGCGGCGUUGUUCGGGGCUUCUCGACAUGCCCCGGUUCGCCAUCUCAGCUGAGGAAGAAGGACUUGCCCCCAAAAAGCAACAGUCAGAUGGAACGUUACUAUCUACAGUACAGUCACGUGAGGGGCUCCCCCUACCAAUUCCAGAAAAACCUGUGGAGCGAGAGCUGCACUUACAUGAAGACACUGGGCCAACAACACCCUCUUCAACCAUCAGCAACAUCAGCAGCUCAACCCUGACAGCCGGGAGCACUACAGAUUUCUCUGAUCAGCGCAUUCGUAGCAAUAGCAACGAGGGUCCAGAUUUUACCACUCCAAAAGCCAUCAGCGACUUGGCAGUACGGCGGGCACGGCACCGGUUGCUCUCUGGGGAAUCGGGGGAGAAACGUACCUCGAGACCUGUCAACAAAGUGAUUAAAUCGGCAUCAGCUACAGCCCUCUCCCUCCUGAUUCCCUCAGAUCACCACACUUGUUCCCCAUUGGCUAGUCCAAUGUCACCUCAUUCUCUGUCCUCCAACCCAUCUUCAAGAGACUCCUCACCAAGCCGAGACUUUUCUCCUGCUAUCACAAACCCCAAACCACCAAUCAUUAUCCAUCGGGCUGGAAAGAAAUACGGCUUUACCCUUCGUGCUAUUCGAGUCUACAUGGGGGAUACUGACGUCUAUGCUGUGCAUCACAUGGUCUGGCAUGUGGAAGAAGGAGGUCCUGCUAAUGAAGCAGGUCUGCGGGAAGGUGAUCUGAUAACCCAUGUCAAUGGAGAGUCUGUCCAUGGACUGGUGCAUACUGAAGUGGUGGAACUGAUCCUGAAGAGUGGAAAUAAGGUAUCUAUCUCUACUUCCCCAUUUGAGAACACAUCAAUCAAAAUUGGGCCAGCUCGGAAGCCCAGCUACAAAUCCAAGAUGGCUCGAAGGAACAAGAAAAGCAAAACUAAAGAUGGGCAGGAAAGUAAGAAGAAGAGUUCUUUGUUCAGGAAGAUCACAAAGCAGGCAUCAUUUCUGCACACCAGCCGUAGUUUAUCUUCACUUAACCGCUCGCUGUCUUCUGGAGAAAGUGUUCCCGGUUCUCCAACCCACAACCUGUCCCCUCGGUCACCUACGCAGAGCUACAGAUCUACUCCCGAGUCCGUACAUUCAGUUGGUGGAAAUUCUUCCCAGAGCAGCUCCCCCAGUUCCAGUGUUCCCAACUCUCCAGCCAGCUCUGGACACAUCCGACCUAGUUCUUUACAUGGACUAGCCCCAAAGCUUCAACGGCAGUAUCGAUCUCCGAGGCGAAAAUCUGCGGGAAACAUCCCUCUCUCACCACUAGCUCACACUCCCUCACCAACCCCACAGUCCACAUCGCCGCAGCGUUCACCUUCUCCUUUGCCAGGGCAUUCAGUAGGCAGCUCCAGUAUUAUUCAGUCCUUUCCUGUAAAAUUACAUUCCUCCCCACCUCUGGUAAGACAGAUCUCCAGACCCAAAAGCGCUGAGCCCCCCAGGUCUCCUUUGCUGAAGAGAGUCCAGUCAGCUGAGAAACUGGCUGCCUCGCUGUCCUCCGAAAAGAAGCUGGCUUCCUCUCGCAAACAUAGCUUGGAUAUCUCCCACUCUGAAUUUAAGAAGGAGAUGCUACAAAGGGAUCCUAGUCUCCAAAGUUUACAGGAGUCCGUGAAUGAAGCAACAGGAGGUAAAGUUGGGCUAGCGGAAAAAGGGACGCUGCAAAAGCCAUCUUCCAGGAAGCUAGGUGCUAUUCGACAAGACAGAGUAGAGAGGAGAGAGUCACUACAAAAGCAGGAGGCCAUUAGGGAAGUAGAUUCCUCUGAAGAUGAAACAGAUGAUGGUUCAGAGGAUAGUCAAGAUGGGAGAAGAUUGGAGAGGCAACCCUCCAGAGGAGAACAGGGCUCCAACUCUUUUAAUGAUGAUAAUAAGUUUUCUUCUAAACUGGAAAGCAAAGACAAUAUGGAGGACGAUGCUUUUCUAACCGAUGAUCCAAAAGAUACAGCAGACUUGCAGAAGGUAACUAAGCAGCCACCUACAGCUGUCUCAGAGGCACUGCAAAUUAGCAUACCCCAGUCAGAGUCAGAGAUUCUUACCAGAAUGUCUCCAGGAGAAUCUGGAAAAUAUGAAAAGCCACUGCCAGGAUCAGGAACAACAGCAGAAGAGCAUAAAUUGUCAGAAAGCAAACCCUUUGAGCACAUUAGUCAAGAAGAUGCCUCUUAUGCGAGCAUCAAAUGCACUGGGGGGAAAAGUAUAGAUUGCAUAGAAGAUACAAAGUGCCCACCUGUGGGAUUCCUUCAGUUUGAGCAAAGCCACUCCUCAGGGGUGUCACAUGGUAAAGAUGCACCAAAGGAGUCUGUGUUAACAGAAAUCAGUCAAAAAAAGCAAGAUCCUAACCCUUCACUAGCACUUUCUUCUUGUUGCACAGCAGGUAUAAAUUCUCCGCUAUCAAUAAGCCAAACGGACUGCAGAGAAACAGAUCACAAACAAGAACUUCAGUCUACAGAACAAAGCAACAGAUUUCAACAUCUGGCAAAUAUAAAUGAAACUUCUCCAAAAAGUCCUACUGCUGAAAAACAGCAAAGCUCGUGCCAUGCAGAGGGCUCUUCACAAGACAAGAAUCAAUUAAAUGCUAGGAAAAUUAGCCCAAGUAAUGCAACAGGUGCUGCACCCUCAACUCCCCAUGUCUCAAGUUCCGGUGAAAAGGCCCUUUCAGUGUCUCAGUUAGAAACUGUAGCUCAAAGUGUGUUGGGCCCAACGAAGCUUGAUGUGUUGGGUACUAGAAAGCUGGAAACUGAUAAAGAGUCCCCGCAAAUGGACCUGUCCUGUAAGAGAGAUUCACAACAAAGAAGGCAGGAAACGUUAAAGGUGGGAUUAGAUCAAGAAAGAGCGAAACCUCUUAGCAGAGACAAUCUUACUACAACCUGUACACCCUACACAGAGUCAACAAGUCCAGCAAGGUCUGGGAAGCCAGCAUGUUCUCUGACAGCAAAACAAAAGCCAGGUUUUGGUGGUUCUAAAGCACUUGAAGCCUUGGGGGAUAACAGGAAAACUUCUCCGUCGAAAGAUCUUCCACAUACCCCUGGAAGACAGAUUCUUAGGGCAUCUCCUCUGCCAGAUGGCAGUCUGAAGCUCUGUAAAGAGGAGACUCUGGUGCAGGAAAAAAGCAAAGAGGCUGGAGGUCAGUUAAAAAUACAAGACUUUCCGUUGACACAUGAUAAUGUUGUCAAGAAAACAUAGCAGAGUCCCUGGAAUACGUGCACUCGAGUAUUCUACCUUCAGACAUAGACUGCAUGCUUGAGUUUUGUAAUAUACACUAAUACGGAAUAGAACUGUGUACAUCUAUUUUUGGGGGGGUUGUUUUUUCAUACUGCUUUUUGCAUUUUUUUCCAUCCUUGCAAUUCUAUUUUUGUACACGGUGUGCUUGCCAUUUGAGGUCUCUUUGGAACAGGGUAUCUUUAAAGCAGAGCUAUGAAAUAGUUUGCUGACUUUUUUCUCUUUAUUUUGCCCUGAGUUUGGGGUGUGCUGUGCAUUUCCCUCCAGUUUUGCAUUUAUUUCUGAUCCCAAAGAAUUUUCUGUGCAAAAAUAGGCAGCUGACAUUAAAAUCUCUCCCUUUUUCAACUUUCUCUUUCAAAUUGCAUUCACUCGUUCCCAAAUUUUUCAGAUUUUACAAGCCAGUUUUCCCUAUGGCAAGGAGAAAAAAAUUGCCUUGUUAAUAGGUUAUCCUGCACAUUCAAGCCCUCUUCCGUGCAACCCAGAUCCUCUUUUUUUCUGUCACUUUACAUAUCCUCCAGUCCCACACAUAUCUUAGAGUUCAUUCCCUCUACGUUGUCAGUCUGGGGUGCAGGGAACAGUCCUAUAUAUUUUUUUUAAACAUUAUUUUUUAAAAACCUGUUUCUCAAAUGAAAGCUCAAAGAAGCAAGUCUCCGAUCUGUAGCAUGUUUUGCUGGGAUGGUUUGUUUUUACUUUGUUUUACAGGACGCAAGGCACCUCUCUCCUCCAUCUUUUAACAUUUUAAUUGAGUUUUCUCCCACCCUUUGCUGCCUGCCUUUCUAGUCUGUCCUUAUCCACAACAAAUAGUGACACCACAUGGAGGGACAUGGUUGUUUUUAAAAUAAUAAUGCUGAUAAUUGUAGCACCCUCAAGUACGCCCCAAGUAAUAUUAACUUCAUGGGUAUUGGAGACCUCUCCCUCUUUGGAUGGAUCUAAGUAGUUCGUCUAGGGGAGCUUAAGUGUUCCUGCCAGUUCUGAAACAGAGCUUGAGAAACCCAGCAAGGGUUCUGAAUUUGCCUUUCUUCUCAGAGAGUGCUAUGAAGUGUUGUUACCUUUGACUCAUUAAGUUACGUGGAUGAGCUGCAAACAGACUUCAAAACAACACACAUGGUAUUUCAAGAUUUUACCUUUGAUAGCUAGACCAUGUUCACUGCUCAGUUUACCUGGUUCCAUUAAGAAUUACUAUUAUCUCCUGGGUUCUAGCAUUUCUUUGCUUUAAAUGUGACCAGUUCUGAAUAACAUUAUUUUUGGGAUAAAACGCUGACAAAUAUGUAGUAUAACAUAUCUCUGGCAUUGUAAGCCAUUUCCUUACUCUAGCCAACUAAAGCCUACUGUCAAAGAAUGCUACUAUCAUUCAUCAUAGAAUGCUCUUGGCUUUCACUCCAACCUUGUCUGAGUAGAUCUGUGUGUGGAUAGCCUACAAUAGCUGGUUACCCCGUACAUUGGUGUACUUUGAUCGGAACAUUUCUGAAUGGUGACUGCACUUGCAGCAGUACACCAGACAAAGAGUCGCAUCUAUUGGUCCAAUUUCAUUCUACUGCUUUUUUCCAUUAUGAAAACCUCUUGUGCACUUUGAAUUUCUACUUAUUUUCCCUAAAUGUAUCUUUUAUAUAGGAAUACAAUUUUCCCAUCUCUCUUUCAACCUGAUUUAAUUCAUGAUGCACAAAUCCCAAGAAUCUCUGAAUUCCUUGUCCUGGCUUUUUCUCUGUAACCAUUUAUUUCAUUUUGUAACUGAUUUUGGAUGCUGAGAUUUCAUUUUUGGACCAACUUUUGUUUUGGGGUUCUUUUUUAUAUUCAAGUAACCGUCUAGUUAGUGUGUGUGUGUGUGUGCGCGUGUGUGUGUGUGUGUGUGUGCGCGUGUGUGUGUGUGUGCGCGUUUACUGUAGAGCUGUUAAGAAUGCACAGGCUUCUUAAUGCACUAAGAGAAGCAUCAACACUCCCAAGCAAUUCAUAAAUAGCUCCAGCAGUGACUGUGUUAAAGAUAGACAUACUAUGUCUUUGAUCCUCGCACUGGACUGCAUGAGCUAGUCAAAUGCACAUGGGUUUGUAAUUGUAAACCGCGACCUUUGUACCAUCCAAGCAGAGUCCUUCAUUACCAACCGCUCGAAGCACUCUUUAUUUUGAUAAGCGUGUCCUCCUGUGUUGAUUUCAAGACAAUAGUGAGUGCAGGUUUUGCUGAUGAUAACUGACCUGACGGGGCUUCUUCCCAGUGGGUUGAUCCAUUAAGAAGUUUUCAAGAAGAAAGGUCCAAUUGGCAAUACAGACUAAAAUAAAAUGUGCGUAGUCAGAAACUAAUCCUCUAAGAAAUGCCCAAUAAUUUUUGGAAAAUCUGUUAAAUUUAAUAACUUCAAAGAUAUGAACUUGUACCAUGGGGAUAGCCUUGUAAUGGGAGUGCUAUGUAAUGUCUGGCUUGGGUAUCAGAGUUAUAUACAAAGCACACCUAGAUCUCAUGGGAGGUAAUUUAUAUUAAGAUAUAACCCAAAUGGUCUUUGUAUGAACAUAUAAAAUAAGCAAUGAAUCUUCCCUCUCCCAUGGGACUCAUCAGUUGGGUGGAUGACAAAUUGCCCAUGAAAAAUAAUGCAGUUUAAUUUGUGUGUGAAUAAACAGCACUGUGUCUAAAUGGUCUGUCAAUUCUAGUCUACUAAGAGCGUUGUGACCUUUUGCUGAGAUAUGGAGGGGGUCAGAGCUACUUGUCUGGGAGUUUACCAGGGAAGCUCCCAGAAGGCAUAGCACACUACAACAGUUUGGAGAGUACUAGUGCUUUAGCAGCUUGCCUCUCCUGUCUUUGAAAAUAAGAUUUAUUACAGUGAAUUUCAGUUUUAUCGCUCCCUAAGUAAUCACAGCUGAGCAGAGGAGGAUUGCGAAGGAGCCUGACACAUUUCAGCUUUGGCCAAAGAAAGUGUAAGGUGCAUAUUUAGCCCCCCGAUGGCUGUAUAGCAGAUGCAAAACAAUCGGUUCAAGUUUAAAAGUCCACCAUUUGAAAGCCCAGGUAGGCUGGUGUUACCAGGAAAAGGUCCAUUCCUGGUGCAGCCUCACCCUUGUCAAUUGGAAUUUCUGUCGCCCAGGGUGCCGAGUACGCACAGGCCCCUCUCUGUUACCUGAUAUCACUCUGGCACCUUUUAGCAAAGCUCUUGGGAAAAGCAGAGAGAAGAUUUCCAUGGAAAAUUGUGAUGAUGAACCAGAUAUGUGCCAAGAUUUAUCACUGUCUGGCUGAAAAACAAAAUCAUAACUUAAAGAAAUAGUCUUCUGCCCCUAUCUUCGAGAUGGGCGAGAUGAGACAUUGGAAAUGAAUAUCUGUGUGUGUGUGUGG
Molecule: messenger RNA, 9748 nt
Organism: Trachemys scripta elegans
Lineage: Eukaryota; Metazoa; Chordata; Testudines; Emydidae
Gene: MAST2
Product: microtubule associated serine/threonine kinase 2
Exons: 31
Coding region: 205-6405 (2066 amino acids)
Biological process (GO): intracellular signal transduction; peptidyl-serine phosphorylation
Cellular component (GO): microtubule cytoskeleton
Molecular function (GO): ATP binding; protein serine/threonine kinase activity; magnesium ion binding
Source: RefSeq, a predicted model, not a curated record